Molecule: messenger RNA, 1497 nt
Organism: Cydia fagiglandana
Lineage: Eukaryota; Metazoa; Arthropoda; Insecta; Lepidoptera; Tortricidae
Product: protein FAM117B-like
Exons: 7
Coding region: 514-1497 (327 amino acids)
Source: RefSeq, a predicted model, not a curated record
AUAACUUGACAUGGCGGAGUAAUCAGCUGUUAAUUGCAAUGCCAACGAAUAUGUGUAAAUUGUUUAAUAAUUCGUGAUUGUUUAUUGUUCAAAUAUAUUUUGAAAAAUAAGUUUAAGUGUAUAGUUCCAGAUGUGUUAGUGAUAUUUCUUAUCUUAAAACAUUUAUUGAAAGAAACAAAAAUAAUGGCGCGGUGUCAUCUGUCAGCUUCAUUCAUCCAUUGUAGUUCAGAAAAAAUGUGACUUGUGCGCUUUGUAACUCUGUUUUUAUUUCUCGGGUGCUAGGUGAACAUUUAGUACAACCGUUAUAUGAUGGUUGCAGUUAGUUUUACACGAAAUGCAUGAUACAACGUUGCAUAAUAAACUGGUACUCGUACAUGAAAGCAUCGUUUAUUGAGGCCUAUGAGAAUUCCUCGACAAAGAAGCCGAGCGGCGUCAGAGAACAACCUUGGUUGUUUAUGUGUAGUGUCAGAGUGUGAUCGUCGGGUGAAAAGAGGGUUAUAAGGGCUGACAACAAUGUCGGGGCGGGUACGGAACAAGUCUGACUGUCCUGUGGGGAAGCAGGGUCCGAUGCGGGCGACGUUGCCGGUCUCGUCGGUGAUGAAGGGCGGGGGGCUGAAGAAGAGCACCGCCAACAGCCCGACGCUGUCGCCCACGAACGUGUGGCGGCGGAUAUCGCCGGAUCACGCCCUCUCGGGCCAGCGCAGUCCUGGCGCGGUUAACUAUAAGGGUAAAGGGAGGUUUGGUGCGAGUGUCAUCAGACGCACGGCUUCAUUGGACACACUGUACCACAAAGGCCAGUGGUCACGGGACUACUAUCUACACGCAGGACAGCUACAAGUUGACAAAUCUACUCAAACUGAUGAAGGCGGCGGAGCAUCGGGGCGGUCUUCGAGAGGAUCCGACGACGACAAACUGGACAGAUUCCUUCGCAGCCGUCUGCAGCGGCCGCACAAACCUGCUACCUCAGACUCGGCGCACUCCAUGAGCCCUGGCUUUUGGUCACGUUUCGGUAGCGGCAGCGUGCCGCUAAGGGCAGCGCGAUCGUCCGUAGAAGGUCUCAACCAGGAGAUCGAGAGACUGGUCCUAUAUCCGGCCAGCGGCACCCAAACGCCGCAUCUCGACCGGCUAAAAGACAAGGUGACGCCCGAGGGCCAUCGCGCUCCGCUAGCCGAGCUCCUCAGGCGCUCCGUCAACACCCAAACACCGCACGACCUUUGCCAUACUGCUCACUCAUCAGGCGGCAGUGUGUGUUCGUCUCCGGACCUGGACGGGGGCAAGCUCGGCACAUCUCCACAGAUAAACCGCUUCCUCGCCCGAGAACCGCCAGAUGGUUGUGAAAAGGUGAACCUGAAGGGGUUCGAGUGCUCGUACCCGGAGCCGGGGCCGGUGGUGGCGCCCGCCGUGCCCGGCUUCACGCUGCGCCCGUCGCUGGGCUCCGCCUUCCAGCCGCUGCACGCCGCCUCUCCCUCCGCCUCCGCCGAGCCCGGCGACCACUGA